Morus notabilis is the source of this 1012-nucleotide messenger RNA. RefSeq names its product putative pectinesterase 11. Gene Ontology annotation, molecular function: pectinesterase activity. The record is from RefSeq and is a predicted model, not a curated record. Gene Ontology annotation, biological process: cell wall modification. The coding region runs from base 1 to 972 and encodes 323 amino acids. Lineage: Eukaryota; Viridiplantae; Streptophyta; Magnoliopsida; Rosales; Moraceae. The transcript is spliced from 5 exons.
AUGGCAGUUUCCAAUACUACUACUGCUGCUAAAGAUCCUACAGAUAUGUCCACUGCCAUUCUUAUUCGGGUCGAUCAAACGGGGAAAGGAGACUUUGGAAAGAUACAGGACGCCAUUGAUUCUGUUCCCUCCAAUAAUUCAGAACUGGUUUUCAUAUCGAUUAAGCCUGGAACUUACAGAGAAAAGAUUGUAGUGCCUGCUGAUAAACCCUUCAUAACUUUGAGUGGCACAAAAUCAUCAGACACUAUAAUCACAUGGAAUGACAGCGGGGAGAUAUUCGCUUCUCCCACACUCUCUGUUUUGGCUUCUGAUUUUGUUGGACGAUAUAUCACAAUUCAGAAUACUUACGGAACGAGUGGUAAAGCUGUUGCGCUAAGGGUGUCGGGCGACAGAGCUGCGUUCUACAGUUGUAAGAUCCUCUCUUAUCAGGAUACCCUCUUAGAUGAUGUAGGCAAGCAUUACUUCAACAACUGUAUUGAGGGAGCUAUUGACUUCAUUUUUGGGAAUGCUGCUUCUCUCUAUGAAAAAUGCCAUUUGCACUCACUGUCUGAGAGAGAUGGAGCUAUUACAGCACAACAUAGAGUAUCUUCAGCAGAGAACACUGGUUUCACAUUUUUAGGCUGCAAUAUCACCGGCGUUGGAGCCUCUUUUCUUGGAAGGCCCUGGGGUGCUUCCUCUAGAGUUGUGUUUACAUAUUGUCACAUGUCCAGUGCCAUUAUUCCACAAGGAUGGAAUGACUGGGGAGACGAAACCAAACAACGUUCUGUGUACUAUGGUGAGUACAAGUGUUAUGGUCCUGGUGCAAAUCGGUCGAAGAGGGUUGGCUGGUCGCGCAGCCUAACAAGCGACGAGGCUGCUCAAUUCUUGACAAAGGACAUGAUUGGAGGGAAAAAUUGGCUCAGGGAUCCCCCAAUCCACUUCAAGAGAGCCUCUGGCGCCCUUGUAUCUUUGAAUAGUGAUGAAAAUGAAUAGAAGAAAAGGCAUUAUUUGUUUAAGAAAUAUAUAAUUCAAA